This is a messenger RNA of Durusdinium trenchii, 675 nucleotides long. The record is from the annotation of a GenBank genome assembly. NCBI's taxonomy places the organism in Eukaryota, Dinophyceae, Suessiales, Symbiodiniaceae.
AUGUGGGCACCCUUCUUCGAUCUGCCGAAGGACCUGGGCUGCGAAUGCACGGGAUCCAGUGCCCACCCAGACGAAGAGGCGCCAGCAGUGCGAGAUGAGUCUGAGCCGAAGGCAACGGCGAAGGUGCCACAGACCUCCGCGGCCUCCGCGCCCUUGAGGCCUGGAACGGUCGGCCUCGGAAGCCAUGCGCCCGAGUUGAAGAUUGCAGGCCUCCGAAUACGUGGAGGCCCAGGGCGGUGCCUAGCCGGUGUCCCAUUGGUGCAGGAUCGUGCAUAUUGGGAAGUGCAUGUCAUCGAGGUCGGGCCGCCGCUCAGCAGUGUGCUGCUGGUGGGCGUGGCAGCACAAGGACCCGAGGAGCAUCUGACUCAGCGGUUAGGUGCGACUGCUCGAAGCUUUGGAAUCCAGUUUGGAGCCGGUGAGCCGCUGAACGUGGGCGACGUCAUUGGCAUUGCUUGCAACCAGGCGACCUUCCCUGUGUCGGUCACGGCAUGGCACAACGGCGCCCCGGUGCCGGCGCCCAUGCCACGUGGGCUGAAAGGUGAGCUGUGGCCUUCACUCUUCUUGUCGGAUUGCGUGGUGGAUUGGGCACUGGCUGAGUCGCACUGGAAGCACCAGAGCAGCCGGCCGCAGGGCUUCGAAGCGUUGAUGCCCAGUCGCGGGCUGAUUGGCGACUGA